AUAUUUCAGUGCCCAGUGGCAAUUUAUUAUUAUUAUUUAUUAUUAUUUAUUGUAAUUUGUAUUUCAAUAGAUGCACAAGGUCAACAAAAAAUGACAAAAAACAUAACCAUGCUUCGUAAUAUCAACAAAGUUUUUACAAGAGGAAUAACUACAACUGCCUCAAAUGCAAAAAUAGUUUUAAUCAAUCCUAUUCCAAGAUCACAAUUAUCAAAAUAUGCAGAAGGUGCUAGAAGAUUUCCACACAAAUUUGAAGAUGCAAAGGUUAUUAAUGUCACUAUUGAGAAAUCAUUUUGGGAUAAGCUGAAUCUUUUUUUGAAAAAUUAUUUACUUACGUUAUUCUUGGGAGUGUCAAUAACCUACAUGAUUCGUACCAUAAAGAAAGAUGAUAAACCAAAAUCAGAUAAGAUGUCAUUACCUGAAAAAAACAUUGAAAAAGUCUAAAGAGUUUAAGUUUGUCUCACUCAAAAGUACAAAUUAAAUGUAUAA
Molecule: messenger RNA, 486 nt
Organism: Aphidius gifuensis
Lineage: Eukaryota; Metazoa; Arthropoda; Insecta; Hymenoptera; Braconidae
Exons: 3
Coding region: 91-441 (116 amino acids)
Source: RefSeq, a predicted model, not a curated record